UCGCGGGCGGGGGUGGUAGGCUGUGCACGCGCAAGCGCGGGCGCGGAGGGAAGAAAGUCAGUUUCAUUACUAUCGGAGGAGGUUUGCUCUUCUUUCCAUCAUCUCUUUCCGAUCCCCGUCUUAAUCUUCCCCCCCCCCCUCCCCCACUUCCCCCCCCCCCCCCCCUCGGUACUGAAUUUACCUAGGUUUUCCCCCCCACUCCUCCUUUUCCCCCUACCCCACCCCCUUCCCCGUCCCGGACAUGGCUAGCGAGAGUAGUCCGACGCAUGAAUCUCCGCCACUGCCGCCAACCGUGGAGCAGGAUCAGAGCUGUGGCCUAUGCGGCAAAAUGGAGAAAUUGCUGCUCUGCGGGGGCUGCAAAAGAUCGUUCUACUGCAGCAAAGAGCACCAGAAAAUGGACUGGAAGAAACACAAGCAGGUCUGUAAAGAGGCGGCGAGACGACAGGGCGACGACACGCGAAAUGCUUCGGCGAACAGUAACCACCAUCCGCCGCGGCCGCUGCCGAAGCCCCUGUCACCAGCUUCGGUCAACGGACAGCCGGCGGAGAAGAAUGAAGAGGCGACAACGGCUUCCCAUCUGGUACCCGGGGCUGGCAUCAGUUGCCGGAGUCACCGGGGCCAGCACGGAUUGAGCGGCGGCAGCUCCCAGAAACUGGUGCAGGAGUACAUCGUGCCCUGUAUGAGCAAACACGGCAUCUGUGUGGUGGACAACUUCCUGGGAGAGGAGAUGGGCGACAGUGUGCUGAGGGAGGUAAAGGAACUGCACCGGAGCGGCCAGUUCACCGAUGGCCAGGUGGUCAAUCAGAAAGGGGACUCAUCGAGGGACAUCCGGGGUGACCAGAUCACCUGGAUGGAUGGGAAGGAGUCCGGUUGCACGCAGAUCGGGCUCUUAAUGAACAGCAUGGACGAUCUGAUCAGGCACUGCAAUGGGAAACUCGGCAGUUAUAAUAUUAAUGGCAGGACGAAAGCAAUGGUGGCAUGUUACCCAGGAAAUGGAACAGGAUAUGUUCGCCAUGUUGAUAACCCUAAUGGAGAUGGACGAUGUGUCACAUGUAUAUAUUAUCUGAAUAAAAACUGGGAUGCACAGGUAAAUGGAGGUCUUCUUCGAAUUUUUCCAGAAGGAAAAUUACAGUUUGCUGAUAUUGAACCAAAGUUUGACAGGCUGCUAUUUUUCUGGUCUGAUCGACGUAAUCCUCAUGAAGUGCAACCUGCUUAUGCCACAAGGUACGCUAUAACAGUCUGGUAUUUUGAUGCGGAUGAGCGAACUCGAGCUAAAGACAAAUAUUCAACAGGUGAAAAGGGAGUAAAAGUUGAAUUAAAUAAACCGUCAGAACACAGUUCAAAAGAAGCUUGAUAUCUCUUCCAUCUCCUCCAUAUCUGUUGAGAUAUAAGGUUUAUCUUAAGAGUGUUACCAGAUGAAUGGAUGAAGAAUUACAAUAUCUGCUGCUUGUGAUUUGAAGAUGGGAAUUCAGCAACAAAAAAUCUCUUACGAGACUGGACCUUGAAUUCAGAGGCUUUGCACUGCAUUAUCUAUCUCUUGGAAGUACUCAUUUCAAGUGAAGAAUGCCAUGGUUGAAGCAGUAAUGGAAGUGGAGUGGAGUUAUGGCACAGGGGUGCCUGAAAUUAUUGAAAUGCUCUUAAUUUGUCAAUUAUAAUUUAUCUGCUAGUCACAAACUGCAGUUCUUCUAUUUUUGUUGAUUGGAAUUUUGGGAUCAUUUGCAUAAAACUUAUGGUGAGUUUAGAACAAGAAAACUGCAGUAUUGAUAUCCAUGAGGAAAGUAUUGAUUAUUUUUUGGUGAAAUCAGGCAGAUUUAAAAUGUAGUAACUUGAUUAACUGGAGAGAAAACACAAACGUUUCCGAUUUAAAUCCAGAAUGUCUUUAGUGGAAGCCACUCGCCACAAGCUGUGAAGAAAAUGAAUGAUGUUCCUCUAGUUGAGAACAAUGGAAGCACUCGUGCUCCAUUUGACUUUUCUAUUUUUGUCUUUUUUUGCCUUUCCUUGAUCAUUUUCCAUAUGUUUCCCUCUUACUAAAACUCCUUUUAAAUCUGCAACUUUUUUUUUUGAAAAAACCAUCAGUGUGCCUCCAACAUCUGCAGUGAAUUGGCUGAAACUACAGCUAUCUGCCACGGGAAAUGCUUAUUACCAGACCAAUGUUGUUGUUUAUGGUGAGACACUAAAUAUUAGAGCAAGAACUGAAUAAGACUUUUUAUUCCUGAACCCAAAGUUACAGUUUGAAGCACCUGAAGGAUUAACUAUUUGUGAUAUAUUGUUCUAAAAAUAGUUGUAAAACAUUUUUGAACAUGCUAGCCAAUAUCUAAAAUAUUUACAUAAUUUUAAACCAAGAUGUCAAACACUUGAAUUGGUUUGAAUAUUGGUCUGCCUUCAUAUUGUAUAUUUUCUUAAAUUUAGAUUUUGAAGCAGUUUCAUUACAUUAGUGACCAUUACGUCCUCAUUUUCUUCAAUCAAUCUAAAUUUUAUUAUUUGAAUGAAAAGUAAAUCAAUGAACCAAUCUUAUAUACCGGUGAAUUCCUUCCUGAUGGUGUUCAGUUUGGGUACUUUUCUCUUUGAAGCUGCAUUCACACUGUUAUGUCAUAUGUAUUCAGUACUUGGAGAUAAAUCAAUACCAUGGUGCUUUGAUGGCUUUUCCAAAUGGUAAGCACCUGUCUGUUUCCUUUUUCUGACAGUAUAUUUUAAAAUGCCCUAUGAUAGCUGCAUAGCAAAGAGUUAUACAGCAUGCACAUAAGAUAGAGUUGCUAUUUACUAUGUUUGAAUAUUAUAAAAUAAAUUGUUAAUUAUGAAAAGAACUGCUAGCUUGUAAAACUUGCAAAAAAUUAAAUCCUUUGUUUACUGAAA
Molecule: messenger RNA, 2853 nt
Organism: Rhincodon typus (whale shark)
Lineage: Eukaryota; Metazoa; Chordata; Chondrichthyes; Orectolobiformes; Rhincodontidae
Gene: egln1a
Product: egl-9 family hypoxia-inducible factor 1a
Exons: 5
Coding region: 242-1354 (370 amino acids)
Biological process (GO): peptidyl-proline hydroxylation to 4-hydroxy-L-proline; cellular response to hypoxia
Cellular component (GO): cytoplasm; nucleus
Molecular function (GO): ferrous iron binding; peptidyl-proline 4-dioxygenase activity; L-ascorbic acid binding
Source: RefSeq, a predicted model, not a curated record